Messenger RNA from Cynoglossus semilaevis (tongue sole), 2286 nucleotides. Its product is annotated as unconventional myosin-IXa-like. Bases 1296 to 2246 code for a protein of 316 amino acids. The transcript is spliced from 5 exons. Gene Ontology annotation, molecular function: actin filament binding; GTPase activator activity; ATP binding. Gene Ontology annotation, cellular component: myosin complex; actin filament; axonal growth cone. The record is from RefSeq and is a predicted model, not a curated record. Gene Ontology annotation, biological process: establishment of epithelial cell apical/basal polarity; intracellular signal transduction. Lineage: Eukaryota; Metazoa; Chordata; Actinopteri; Pleuronectiformes; Cynoglossidae.
CUGUAAGGCGCUUGACGAUGACGGAAGCGUGUUUAUGACGUCAUCAACACUCGCCCUACUUUUUUGGUCCUAAAUCGUGUGGUAGUAUUGUAUAAUGUGCUUACAAAACGGCUAUGUUUAUAUAAGCUGAAAAAUUAAGGACUGCAGCCCAAACCAACCAAAGCCUGGCAGCUCACCUUACCAUCAUCAACAAUCAUCACAUCCCCACAUUGUUGCCUGAGGAUUGGAGGCAGGAAAGCAGCUGUGACACCUCAUCAACAACCAGUAACACCACACUGUGAAGAUGUUUACUCAGAGACCAGGAGGAGAGUAGGGUCACAGACACAGGGAUUUUGAAACAGUGGCAGAUUCAGGAAACCAUGUCUGGAAACAGAGACUCAUUCCAGACUGUUUCAUUGUAGAAGGAUUCCAUCCUCUCCUGCCUAUUGUCUCCUUCAGCCUCUCUUUGCCCUCAGCUACCGUCUGUGUCGUUUCAUGUGAAGUCCCUGUCACUUUGGACACCAGCGCUGGCGUGAAUGUGCUCGCCGAAGGCCCCUGCACACAGAGUUGAAUUCCUACUUUCAGGGCCAAAGGGAGGAUUUCCUUUUCAAAAUGUCUGGAUGGUAAAUAUGUCACCAGGAUGGAAAAUGAUCCCGGGGAAAACAGGUGGGAUGUUUUCAAACCAGCCACAGGAGUGUGUGUGAUCUAUUUCUUCUCUCACACGCCGUGUGAGAGCAGGUAUGGAGUGCGAUCCCCCGGCCAGCAGAGGUAUUAUCUGUCAGGAGAACGCAGCCCUGGGGCAGUUCAUCUGAGAUCUGAUGCUAAAUCUCCCCUAAUUAGAUUCACUGUGUGUUAUGUUUCACUGUCUCCCUCUCAUGGAGAUAACAGAAAUGACUGACCUUUACACUGCCAAAUCAGUUCUGACAAAAGGAGGGCGACCUAACACACACACACACGCACGCUACUAUUUUUGAUGAGUAAAUGUUGUCGAAGUAUUGACCAUAUACGCUGGGUGGUAAAGAAAACUAAUGUAGAAGUUCAUUGAACACAGACUGCUGAACUUGUAGAGGAAAAAACAACUUUUUUUUCUUUUUUUAUAGGUCAUGUAUUAAGAAGCAACACCCCCUCCCCGCCCCCCGCAAAGUAGAUCCACAUGGGAACAGUGCCAGGAAACAGCAUCAUCAAGGAAAACAUCAAGGAAACGUGUGGUUUACCGAUGGAGGAGCUCGCCGUGAAAGAACGAGAUCGAGAAAAAUGUCCUGAGUCAGUCCUUGUGGCCCGGAGAGCAGAGUGCUGAUGGGACCUGCUGCGCCACCAUGAGCUUACAAGAUGGCGGCUGCAGCUACGCCAGCAGCGCCAACAUGGCCUCCGCUAGUGGCAGCAUGCGGCGGCGCCUGGAGGACCAGGAAUUCACCUUGCGGGUCUACCCGGGCUCGCUGGCUGAGGGCACCAUCUAUUGCCCUGUCACGGCCCGCAAGAACACCACGGCCGCCGAAGCCAUCGAGUUCCUCAUCGACAGGUUACACCUGGAGCGUACUAAAUGCUACGUGUUGGCCGAGGUGAAGGAGUUCGGGGGUGAGGAAUGGAUCCUGAACCCCGGCGACUGCCCUGUCCUGCGGAUGAUGUUGUGGCCACGAAGUGCGCUGGAGAACCGUGGCGGGCUAGGCAGUGGCGAUGACUACCGCUUCCUUUUGCGGGAGAAGAACCUGGACGGAUCUAUUCACUACGGAGGCAGCCUGCAGAUGUGGCUGCGGGUGACCGAGGAGCGCCGACUUAUGGUGGAACGGGGUUUCCUGCCCCAGCCUGCAGGAAACAACCCUCCGACCGACCUUUGCACUCUCCCAGAGCUAACGGAACGUGCACUUUUGGAAAGCUUACGUGCACGUUUCCGCCAGGAGAAGAUCUACACCUACAUUGGUAGUAUUCUUAUUGUGAUUAACCCUUUCCAGUUCCUGCCGAUCUACAACCCUAAGUAUGUCAAACUGUACGACAACCACUCCCUGGGGAAGCUGGAGCCUCAUAUUUAUGCUGUGGCUGACGUGGCCUACCACGCCAUGUUACAGCGAAAGAAAAACCAGUGCAUUGUCAUUUCUGGUGAAAGCGGAUCUGGGAAGACGCAGAGCACCAACUUCCUCAUCCACCACCUGACGGCACUGAGCCAGAAGGGCUUCGCCAGCGGGGUGGAGCAGAUCAUCCUGGGAGCUGGGCCCGUGUUGGAGGUAAGAAGUGUUUCAGUCUCCUGCUCACUGCCCGCUCCACGUCUUUAAAAUAAUUUUAAGUCAGAAUUCUGUGAGUGACAAUGCAUCA